Chara braunii is the source of this 3111-nucleotide messenger RNA. Lineage: Eukaryota; Viridiplantae; Streptophyta; Charophyceae; Charales; Characeae. The record is from the annotation of a GenBank genome assembly.
CGAACACAUAGACGAAGAAGAAGAAGAAGAAGAAGAAGAAGAAGAAGAAGAAGAAGAAGAAGAAGAAGACGAAGAAGAAAACGACGAAGACGAAGACGAUGAUGAAGACGAAGACGACGACGACGAAGAAGAAGAAGACGACGACGACGAAGAAGAAGAAGAAGAAGAUGAAGAAGAAGAAGAAGAAGAAGAAGAAGAAGACGAAGAAGACGACGACAACGAAGAAGAAGAAGAAGAAGAAGAAGAAGAAGAAGAAGAAGAAGAAGAAGAAGACGAAGAGGAAGAAGACGAAGAAGAAGAAGAAGGAGAAGAAGAACCAGGCGAAGAAGGCGAAGAAGGCGAAGAAGAAGGAGGCGAAGAAGGCGAAGAAGAAGAAGGAGAAGAAGAAGAAGGCGAAGAAGAAGAAGGUGAAGAAGAAGAAGAAGGCGAAGAAGAAGGCGGCAAAGAAGAAGAAGGCUAAGAAGAAGGCGAAGGCUAAGAAGAAGGCAAAGAAGAAGGCGAAGAAGAAGGCGAAGAAGAAAAAGACGGCGAAGGUGAGGAAGAAGGCGAAGGCGAAGAAGAAGGCGAAGGCGAAGAAGAAGGCGAAGGCGAAGAAGAAGAAGAAGAAGAAGAAGAAGAAGAAGAAGAAGAAGAAGAAGAAAAAGAAGACAACGACGACGACAACGAAGACGAAGACGAAGAAGACGAAGACCAAGACGAAGACGACGACGACGACGACGAUGACGAAGAAGAAAAAAACGAAGACGAGGACGAAGACGAAGACGAAGACAAAGACGAAGACGAAGGCGAAGACGACGACGAUGACGACGAAGACGACGACGACGACGACGACGACGAAGAAGAAGAAGAAGAAGAAGAAGAAGAAGAAGAAGACGAAGACGACGACGAAGAAGAAGAGCACGAAGACGAAGAAGACGAAGACGACGAAGACGAAGACGACGAAGAAGACGAAGAAGAUGAAGAAGACGAAGAAGACGAAGAAGAAGAAGAAGAAGAAGACGGUGACGACGAUGAAGAAGAAAACGGCGACGAAGAAGAAGAAGAAGAAGAAGAAGAAGAAGAAGAAGAAGACAACGACGACGAUGACGAAGAAGAAAAAGAAGAAGAAGAAGAAGAAGAAGAAGACGAAGACGCUGACGCCGAUGACGAAGAAGAAGAAGACGAAGAAGAAGAAGAAGAAGAAGAAGAAGAAGAAGACAAUGACGACGACGAAGAAGAAGAAGAAAAAGAAGAAGAAGAAGAAGAAGAAGAAGAAGAAGAAGAAGACGAAGAAGAAGAAGACGAAGAUGAAGACGAAGACGAAGACGAAGACGAAGACGAAUAACACGAUGACGACGACGACGACGACGAAGAAGAAGAAGAAGAAGAAGAAGAAGAAGAAGAAGAAGACGAAGACGAAGACGAAGACGAAGAAGAAGAAGAAGAAGAAGAAGAAGAAGACGACGAAGAAGACGACGAAGAAGACGACGAAGAAGACGACGAAGAAGGCGAGCAAGGCAAAGAAGGCAAAUAAGAAGAAGGCGAAAAAGAAAAAGGCGACGACGACCACGAAGACGACGACGAAGAAGAAGACGACGAGGAAGACGACGAAGGAGAAGAAGAAGAAGGAGAAAAAGGCGAAGAAGGCGAAGAAGGCGAAGAAGAAGAAGGCGAAGACGGCGAAGAAGGCGAAGAAGAAAAAGAGGAAGAAGAAGAAGGCGAAAAAGAAGAAGAAGAAGGCGAAGAAGAAGAAGAAGGCAAAGAAGAAGAAGAAGGUGAAGAAGAAGAAGAAGGCAAAGAAAAAGGCGAAGAAGAAGACGAAGGCGAAGAAGAAGAAGGCGAAGAAGAAGAAGAAGAAGAAGAAGAAGAAGAAGAAGAAGAAGAAGAAGACGAUGACGAAGAAGACGAAGAUGAAGACAAAGACGAAGACGAAGACGGCGAAAAAGGCGAAGAAGAAGACGAAGAAGAAGAAGAAGAAGGCGAAGAAGAAGAAGGCGAAGAAGAAGAAGGCGAAGAAGAAGAAGGCGAAUAAGAAGAAGACAAAGGCGAAGAAGAAGAAGAAGAAGAAGAAGAAGAAGAAGAAGAGGAAGAAGAAGAAGAAGAAGACGAUGACGAAGAAGACGAAGACGAAGACAAAGACGAAGACGAAGACGGCGACGACGACGACGAAGACGAAGACAAAGAAGAAGAAGAGGAAGAAGAAGAAGAAGACGAAGACAAGGAAGAAGAAGAAGAGGACGACGACGAAGACGAAGACGACAAAGGCGAAGACGACGAAGACGACGACGAAGAAGAAGGCGAAGAAGAAGGCGAAGAAGAAGAAGAAGAAGAAGAAGAAGAAGAAGAACUGCGACGACGAAAAAGAAGAAGACGAAGAAGAAGAAGACGAAGAAGAAGGAGAAGAAGAAGACGACGACGAAGACGAAGAAGACGACGAAGAAGAAGACUGCGAAGAAAAAGACGGCGAAGAAGGCGAAGACGGCGUAAGAGGCGAAGACGGCGAAGGCGAAGAAGGCGAAGAAGGUGAAGAAAAAGAAGAAGGCGAAGGCGAAGGCGAAGAACAAGAAGAAGAAGGCGAAGGCGAUGAAGAAGAAGAAGAAGAAGAAGAAGAAGAAGAAGAAGAAGAAGACAACGACGACGACGAAGAAGAAGAAGGAGAAGAAGAAGACGACGACGACGAAGAAGAAGACGACGAAGAAGAAGACGGCGAAGAAGAAGACGGCGAAGAAAAAGACGGCGAAGAAGGCGAAGACGGCGUAGAAGGCGAAGACGGCGAAGGCGAAGAAGGCGAAGAAGGUGAAGAAGAAGAAGAAGGCGAAGGCGAAGGCGAAGAACAAGAAGAAGAACGCGAAGGCGAAGGCGAUGAAGAAGAAGAAGAAGAAGAAGAAGAAGAAGAAGAAGAAGAAGAAGAAGAAGAAGACAACGACGACGACGACGACGACGAGGAUGACAACGAUGACGACGAUGACGACAACGACGACGAUGACGACGACGACGAAGAAGAAGAUGAAGAAGAAGAAGAAGAAGAAGAAGAAGAAGAAGAAGAAGAAGAAGAAGAAGAAGAAUGAGAAGAAGAAGAAGAAGAAGAAGAAGAAGAUGGCGAGAAGGCGAAGACGGCGAAGGCGAAGAAGG